Molecule: messenger RNA, 1730 nt
Organism: Carica papaya (papaya)
Lineage: Eukaryota; Viridiplantae; Streptophyta; Magnoliopsida; Brassicales; Caricaceae
Gene: TOPP8
Product: Calcineurin-like metallo-phosphoesterase superfamily protein
Cellular component (GO): cytoplasm; nucleus
Molecular function (GO): protein serine/threonine phosphatase activity
Source: RefSeq, a predicted model, not a curated record
CCAGCCCAUGAUUCAUGAUUGAAUCUCCUUGCACGAUUAAUAAUCAUCAUCCUAAUUUGCAUUACAUUUGAGGAGAGAUACAGAGAUACCCAAUAAUAUACAGUGAUAAAUAGAGAGAGAUUCGUAUGUACAUAUAUGUAUAAUAAGAAAAUGACAAGCCAUAUCCACCGUUUGUUUAUCUCCUCAUGUUCGAGCUUCUUCCAUGGAUCUUGCUUCUGAUCCCCUUUUCUUCUCCACUGUACAGAGAAAGAGAAGAAGAAGGAUAUGAUGAUGAUGACAAUGGAGGGGAUGAUGGAUAAGGGAGUGUUGGAUGAUAUAAUAAGGAGGCUUUUGGAAGGGAAAGGUGGCAAGCAGGUGCAGCUUUCUGAAGGGGAGAUCCGUCAGCUCUGUGUUAAUGCUCGUCAAAUCUUCCUCUCCGAACCUAAUCUGCUCGAGCUUCGUGCUCCCAUUCGCAUCUGUGGUGACAUACAUGGACAAUACCAAGAUCUCCUUAGGCUAUUUGAAUAUGGUGGCUAUCCUCCUGCUGCAAACUACCUGUUCCUCGGGGACUACGUGGAUCGAGGCAAGCAAAGUUUGGAGACAAUAUGUUUGCUUUUGGCUUACAAGAUAAGGUAUCCUAAAAAAGUUUUUCUCUUGAGAGGAAACCAUGAAGAUGCAAAGAUCAACCGGAUUUAUGGUUUUUACGACGAGUGUAAAAGAAGAUUUAAUGUUAGGCUUUGGAAAAUAUUCACGGACUGCUUUAAUUGUUUGCCUGUGGCUGGGCUAAUUGAUGAAAAAAUCCUUUGCAUGCAUGGUGGGCUAUCGCCAGACUUAGAAAAUUUGAACCAAAUAAGGGAAAUUCAGAGGCCUACAGAGAUUCCAGACAGUGGUCUCCUUUGUGAUCUUCUUUGGUCUGAUCCUGAUCCCAAGGUUGAAGGUUGGGCAGAUAGCGAUCGAGGUGUUUCGUGCACUUUUGGAGCUGAUAGAGUUUCUGACUUUUUGGAUAAAAAUGACCUUGAUCUCAUUUGCCGAGGUCAUCAGGUAGUUGAGGAUGGAUAUGAGUUUUUCGCAAAAAGAAGAUUAGUCACGAUCUUUUCAGCUCCAAACUAUGGUGGGGAGUUUGACAAUGCUGGUGCUCUUUUGAGCGUUGAUGAGUCUCUAGUGUGUUCAUUCGAGAUAUUGAAACCGGUCUUAGCUUCAAGCAGCUCCAACCCGCUACCGCUUAAGAAGCCCCCAAAAAUUGGAAAGGCUUGAUAUGGCCUUUGACAAGCUUUUUCCUCGAGAUUUUCUUUCAAUUCAAGUAGGAAAGAGGGGUGAGCUGGGCUCAGCUAGGGUUUUGGUUAUAUGUUUACAUGUGAGCUUGGCAAUGGAGGAGCCUUCCAUGAAUCAAAGCUUGCUGACCAUUUGAUUGCAAGGAGAUUGUUAUGAAGAGAGAAAAGAAAUCUGCCAAUCAACAAAAGAUCUGUCUAUUUUGUGUGCAGUGACAGAAGUUUUUCCUUUGGAUAUAUAUACAUGAAUAUAUGUAUGUAUCCUAUUUGAUCUCUUCCCAUGUACCUGUCGAUCAUCGAGAUGUCUGUGAGCGUUGAUCAUAGUCUUCGACCUUUUGUUGACAAUAUGUACAUCUAUCUAGUAUCUCAUUUUGUUUAAACUUUCAGGGAAUUCCAGUAUGGGUUAAAUGCCCUACUAAUUUAGUUUAAUCACAGGCAUUAUGUAUAAAAUCACCAAGGCAUUUUUGCCUUUCAAAAUGGUCA